UUUGGCAGCAUUCCGCUCAAGAGAGCUACCUGACCUUUUUUGAGCUCUCAGUAGUCGAGCCCUCGAAGGGGCUUGUGCCAAGACGGGGCACGUGGAGCUGAAAUGAAGCGUGACUCUGCCACUGACAGCAAUGGCAGCGCGAAGCGGGCGAGAAGCUAUGCCGUGGGUGGAAAGGAGCUGCCCAGCCUCGGGGCGCCCAGCGCGAAGCCCCGGUCACAGACCUACGUGACCGCAGGGCAGGUGGUGGUCAUCUCUGAGGUCCUGGAAGUGGAGGACCCCUUGACCGAGGUCCAGGAGCUCAGCGCCCACUUGGACCGGAGCCGCGGCGUCCUCCUGUCCUCCUCCUACGAAUAUCCGGGCAGGUACGGACAAUGGAGCCUGGGCUUUGUGGACCCCCCGGUGUGCUUGGAGGCCUGGAGCCGGAAGUUCCGGAUCAGCGCGCUGAACUGCCGGGGCCGGCCCUUCCUGCCCACCCUGCUGGAGGCCCUGCAGGCCACGCCGGCCGUGGCCGCGGUGCAGAAGGUGGGCUCUGACAAGAUUGAGGGCGAGGUCAAGCAAACAGAGGGCUACUUUGCGGAGGAGGAUAGAUCAAAGCAGCCAAGCGUCUUCUCUGUGGUCCGCGCCAUUGUCAACAUCUUCGAGUCACACGAGGACUCGCACCUAGGCCUGUACGGGGCCUUCGGCUACGACCUCGCCUUCCAGUUUGAGAACAUCAAGCUCCACAAGGACCGGGAUCCCAGCCAACGAGAUUUGGUCAUGUACAUCCCCGACAACAUGCUGAUCAUCAACCACCAGAUGCAGUCUGCUUGGCGCAUGAAGUAUGACUUUGCUUUUGCAGCCGGCGGAAAGAUCCUAAGCACCAAGGGCAUGCACGACAAGGGCCCCGAGGUGCACUUCAAGCCCAGGACACAGAUGCCCCCCGGCAAGGACCGCCGCGAGCUCAAGCCGGGGGAGUUUGCCAAGCAGGUUGACGUUGCCAAGGAGAAGUUCAAGCGGGGGGACCUUUUCGAGGCCGUCCUCUCGCAGACCUUCCGGGAGCCCUGCAAGGCCCGGCCCAGUGAGGUCUUCCACUGCCUGCAACGGCGGAACCCUUCGCCCUAUGGCUUCUUGAUGAACCUGGGUGAGGAGGAGUACUUGGUGGGGGCAUCCCCUGAGAUGUUUGUGCGAGUGGAGAGCAACCUGAAGGGCCUUCGGGUCGAGACAUGCCCGAUCUCCGGCACCAUUCGGCGAGGCAAGGAUGCACUGGAGGAUGCCGAGAACAUCAAAACGAUCCUGGCAGAUCCCAAAGAAGAGUCGGAGAUCACCAUGUGCACAGAUGUGGAUCGUAACGACAAGUCUCGAAUCUGCGAGCACGGCAGCGUACAAGUCAUUGGGAGGAGACAGAUCGAGCUCUACAGCAAGCUGAUUCACACGGUCGAUCAUGUUGAGGGCUACCUGCGCCCCGAGUUCGAUGCGAUCGACGCGUUUCUGGUGCACACCUGGGCCGUGACGGUGUGUGGGGCACCCAAGGCCUGGGCCAUGCAGUUCGUGGAGGAGAUGGAGCCAUCCCAGCGGUGCUGGUAUGGGGCCUCCGUGGGCCACGUGGCCUUUGACGGGCACCUCAAUACCGGCCUCACCUUGCGCACAGUGCGCAUCAAGGAAGGCGUGGCAGAAGUCCGAGCAGGGGCCACGCUGCUUUUUGAUAGCGUGCCGGAGUCCGAGGAGAAGGAGACGGAGCUGAAGGCAUCCGCGUGUCUGAACGCGGUGAGAAACCCUCAUGACGUGCCAAGCGAAGUCCCGCGAGCUCCGAGCUUGGUGCAGACGCAGGAGAACCACAGGGUGGUGCUCAUCGAUUUUGAAGACAGCUUCGUCCACACGUUGGCCAACUACAUCCGGCAGACGGGUGCAACAGUCACAACGGUCAGACACACCCAGGCAGAGCACAUGUUGGCCGCGGCCAAGCCGGACCUCGUGGUUUUGUCUCCUGGCCCUGGUCGGCCCACGGACUUCGGGGUGUCAAAGCACAUCGAGAGGCUGCUGACUUUGGGCUGCCGCAUCUUCGGGGUUUGCUUGGGCCUGCAGAGCAUCGUGGAGCACUUCGGGGGGAGGCUCGGCCAGCUGCCGCUGCCCAUGCACGGCAAGCCCACCGAGGUGCAGGUCCGAGAGCCAGGAACCAUCUUCAAGACCUUGCCCUCGAGCUUCGUGGUGGCGAGGUAUCACUCCCUCUACGGCCUGCGGCCCCUGCCCGAGUGCCUGUUGGAGACAGCCACUGUGAUGCCAGGCCUCUCCUCCGGAGAUGGCAUUGAGCCAGACAAGCCAAUCCUCAUGGGCAUUCAGCACAAAACGCUGCCGAUUGCAGCCGUGCAGUUCCACCCCGAGUCCAUUUUGACCAGCCCUGAACUGGGUGUGCAGAUGUUAGUUAACGCUUUUUCCCUGUGAGGCCGACAGCGGCCUAGCAAUCUCGGGGCUUCUUUACUCACCACAUUCUGUGCAGUGUUACAGCGCGAGAGUUCUGAAGCUACUGUAAAGAGU
Messenger RNA from Effrenium voratum, 2511 nucleotides. The record is from the annotation of a GenBank genome assembly. NCBI's taxonomy places the organism in Eukaryota, Dinophyceae, Suessiales, Symbiodiniaceae.